AUCUCCGCUUUCUCUACCCCCGUCUACACCGGUGGCUUGGGAUUUUUGGCUAACCUCCCUAUUGGGUGCCCAUGGUCCCGUUCUACCUUCCAGAAAUAUCACCUUGAAACACACCAUCGCUUUAAGCGAGUAGAUGGGAUUGGAUAUGAUCAUCCCAGCCAUGCUGGAAGCCGGUUUUUCCACAAUGACAUCAACAUUUUCCCUAGGAAUCCGCUGGGACACAGGCUUCACAAAGGUGAAAGGAGAUCUGGGCGCCAGAAAUAUUAUCACAUUUACGACCCUCGUAUAAGUCCUUUGGAGCCAGGUUCAUCCUACAUGUAUAUUAUCGGAAUCAGGACAAUUGGCGCCACUACAGCCCGAAUGAAGAGAAAGGGUGUCAACUAA
Jatropha curcas is the source of this 384-nucleotide messenger RNA. The record is from RefSeq and is a predicted model, not a curated record. NCBI's taxonomy places the organism in Eukaryota, Viridiplantae, Streptophyta, Magnoliopsida, Malpighiales, Euphorbiaceae.